Messenger RNA from Fusarium pseudograminearum CS3096, 1125 nucleotides. RefSeq lists its product as uncharacterized. The transcript is spliced from 3 exons. Lineage: Eukaryota; Fungi; Ascomycota; Sordariomycetes; Hypocreales; Nectriaceae. The record is from RefSeq and is a predicted model, not a curated record. Gene Ontology annotation, cellular component: membrane. The coding region runs from base 1 to 1125 and encodes 374 amino acids.
AUGAGAUUGCUGUACGCUGUCCCCGCGACUUGUGCGCUCAUUUACCGUGCCAAGAGCAGAAACUCUUUGACGCCCGCUGGCAUCUUCGCUGCGACUCUGACAGCUAUUGCCCACGCAUAUCACCCAUGGAAUCUACCAUUUGCACUCCUGUGCAUCUUCUUCCUUGCUGGGACGCGUGUUACACAUAUCAAAGAGGGAAUCAAGGCCAAUUAUACCGUUCGUUCCAAGGGCACGUCUGGGGGAGAAGGGCCUAGAACACACGUUCAAGUCCUUGCCAACAGCUUGAUGGCCUCUGUCCUCUCCCUCCUCCACGCAAACCAGCUACGCAAACGAGAAGCCGCAUUCGCCGAUCCCAAUACCCCGGAUCCUACGGGAUCACUAUGCUUUUCAUGGGGCGGUGACCUCCUGGUCAUUGGAAUCAUCGCCAACUAUGCGGCCGUUGCGGCCGAUACCUUCAGCUCCGAGCUUGGCAUUCUCUCCUCAGGACAACCCCGCCUCAUCACAUCACCGACUCUGCGAAAGGUGCCUCGCGGAACAAACGGCGGUGUUACUCUGCUAGGACUGGGUGCAGGUCUGCUGGGAUCCAUCAUUAUUGUCACUGCCUCUAUGCUGUUUUUGCCAUCAUGCACAGAAGAGUCAGCUCAGACGCCCGCAGGUGGUGCACCAUGGACGAUGCUGGAGCGCCGCAAAUUCAUGGGGUUCAUGGUGCUAUGGGGUGCUCUUGGCAGUGUCUUGGAUAGUUUCUUGGGAGGCCUGUUUCAACGUUCAGUUCGUGACGUACGUUCUGGUAAAAUCGUUGAGGGCGAGGGUGGCAACCGGGUGCUGGUAGCCGAGUCUGCUGAGGGUUCUGCAGCGCAUCUGAAAAAGGAAGACGCCAAAGAGAAGUCGGACGACUCCGCCAUUACAGACGAUCACGAUGCUCAUGCCGAGGUUUACAACCCCAAGGACAAGCACCGCAAGUCAAGUUUCGGAGAUCAACGACCAUCGCGGACCAUUGAGAACGGGUGGGAUCUUCUGGACAACAAUGAUGUCAAUUUCCUCAUGGCGGCUAUGAUGAGCGUUGGCGGCAUGGCGGCUGCAAGCUGGUACUGGGACGUGCCCAUCCAGAGCGUCAUGGGUGUGUAG